UAUAUUUGUUCUUUUUUUUUAAUUGUAGAUUCUCGUGCUAGUUGCAGGCCAAGUGAAACUGCACUGAAAAUGGGCCCAGUAGGUGCAGAGGCUGAUGAGAACCAGACAGUGGAAGAAGUGAAGGUGGAGCAAUAUGGACCAGGGCAAACCACUCCUAGAGGUGAACUGGUCCCUGACCCUGAGCCAGAGCUUAUAGAUAGCACCAAGCUGAUCGAGGUACAGGUUGUCCUCAUAUUGGCCUAUUGCUCCAUCAUCUUGCUUGGGGUAAUUGGUAACUCCUUGGUGAUCCAUGUAGUGAUUAAAUUCAAGAGCAUGCGCACCGUAACCAACUUUUUCAUUGCCAAUCUGGCCGUGGCGGAUCUUUUGGUGAACACCCUGUGCCUGCCAUUCACUCUUACCUACACUUUAAUGGGGGAGUGGAAAAUGGGUCCUGUCCUGUGCCACCUGGUGCCCUAUGCCCAGGGCCUGGCAGUACAAGUGUCCACAAUCACCUUGACAGUAAUUGCCCUGGACCGGCAUCGGUGCAUCGUCUACCACCUGGAGAGCAAGAUCUCCAAGCGAAUUAGCUUCCUGAUUAUUGGCUUGGCCUGGGGCACCAGUGCCCUGCUGGCAAGUCCCCUGGCCAUCUUCCGGGAGUAUUCGCUGAUCGAGAUCAUUCCGGACUUUGAGAUUGUGGCCUGCACGGAGAAAUGGCCUGGUGAGGAGAAGAGCAUCUAUGGCACUGUCUAUAGUCUUUCCUCCUUGUUGCUUCUGUACGUUUUGCCUCUGGGCAUCAUAUCUUUUUCCUACACUCGAAUCUGGAAUAAACUGAAGAACCAUGUCAGCCCUGGAGCCGCCAGUGACCACUACCAUCAACGAAGGCAGAAAACCACCAAAAUGCUGGUGUGCGUGGUGGUGGUAUUUGCCGUGAGCUGGCUGCCUCUCCAUGCCUUCCAACUUGCGGUGGACAUUGACAGUCAGGUCCUAGACCUGAAGGAGUACAAACUUAUCUUCACAGUGUUCCACAUCAUCGCCAUGUGCUCCACCUUCGCCAACCCCCUUCUGUAUGGUUGGAUGAACAGCAACUACAGAAAGGCCUUCCUCUCGGCCUUCCGCUGUGAGCAGCACUUGGACGCCAUUCACUCGGAGGUGUCCGUGACAUUCAAGGCUAAAAAGAACCUGGAAGUCAAAAAGAACAGUGACCCCAAUGACUCUUUCACAGAGGCUACCAAUGUCUAGGGAAACUGGGGUGUGAAGGCACAUGGAUGAAUUCUGACCAGAGCUUUAAAUCUGGUUGAUGAAAACUCGCAAGUGCAUUUUGAUUUCCCAUUUUAAGGAAGAAGAAGAGCACCUGGAUGGAAACACCUACAGUUUAAUUCCUGGAGAACUGGUUGGAGGCGCCUAGGUGAACAUACUCAUAUUCAAGGACAGGGCAACAAAAGGGUUUGCUUGCAGUUGCUUGGUUAAAUUAUGAGUAAAAGCAGAGAGAAAUACUUUUGGCUGUUUCCCAGAGUGAAGAAAACCUGAACAAGGAAUUGAGAUGCUCAGCAUUUCUAAAAGUCAGCGGGUAAAUAAACUGACUUUCAAAUCACGUUAGGACCUGGAUUGGGGAUGCUGUGUAAUUCACUGCUCCCCCCCAUCUGAUGAAAAGGCUACUGAAUACAAAUGUCGCUGGGGAGCCACAGGCUCUCCUUUAUUGUAUUUUGGUUUUAUUGUUCUUCCUAUAGACGAAAUCCAUAGGGAACGCUGCAGGUAAAUGUUGCCAACUAUUUGAAUGACUUCAAAGAAAUAAGCUGAAAUUUGCUAUAUAAUUAAUAUUUUGGCAAAUGAAGGAAGUCUUUAACACUCAGUGAGCCGAGUGUUCUUAAAACCAAAUGCAUGUCUGAUGAAAGUUUCUUCAACUCACAGGCUGAAAUUCUCAGAAUUGCAAGAAAUGCAAACCAUCAUUUAAUUUUAUAUUUCAAGUUAUUCUUGCUUUAUGGAGAGACUAUUUAGAUAACAAAGAAGUCUACAACUUAAUACUUGUAAUCAUUGCUAAUUGUUAUACCUUUUUGAACACGUCUGGUUUCUGUUAUUCCUGUUGGAGGUAGGUUUGCACUAAAAGUUAAAUCAGAUUAGAAAAUAAUUUUUGUGGCAUUUUGUAACAUUUCAUGGUUAUUUAUAAGCAAUUUUUGCACAGGUUCAUAGCUCUGAUGUGUUUACAGGACACUGCAGUGUUAUUUUCUUUGAAAUUAAUCUUCUACAUACCCAUUCAUAAUAAAUAAAACAAAUAAUUUCAUUAAAAUGGACCCAUCUGGUAAGAAAUACUAAAAACAUUGGAUUCAUUCUACCUUGCAAAUGUUCUGUUUCAACCAAUUUCACGUAAGUAAUUUGUCCUCUUUUCAACAUAAUUAGCUACAUUUUUUGAUAACUUAUAGGUAUAUACAUAAUAAAAUUGUACCUAUAAAUAGUAGAACAUAGAUGCUUAAGUAUUUUUCAUUUAAUUAUUUUGUGAAUAUAAUUUUUAUUUCAAUAGUACCCAACCAAAGAUGCUUAAAACCCUAUUAUAUUCAUGAAAAAUAAUUGAGAUGUUCAAAUAGUGGUAUUUCUUUGGAUGCUGUUAAAGAAAUUUCAUUGUAGUCAUAUUUUUGUAAAUAUGAUAGAAUUUGUGAAUAUAUUUUUAAAAUUUUAAAUGAAUUCAACAUGAGUAUUAUAUUUGGUUACAACAUUAAUUUUAUGAACUGAAGAGCUUCAUUUUAUGGAUAUAUUUAAAAUUCAUACUGAAGCUGUUAUUAACUUCUUUCCAUGCUAGAAAUAAAAGACUGGUUUUUAAGCACACUGCAUUUUGGAAUACUGAAAAAGAAUGAAAACAAUAGAAGUUAGGUUAGGUGGAAGACGGAUUAAGAAGUCAACAAUAAAUAAUGUAUAUCUGUAAUAUAUAGUUGAACAAUUCAUUUUUCUGCUGGAUUCAGCAUAACUGUCCAAAAAGAAGCUCUUUGUCUUUUAAAUAGCAUAUACUUUGCUUACGAUGUUAAUGGAAAAUUGUGGUUAAAGGUGUUCCCCCAACUUGGAGAAUUCUUACACUAUAUAUGCUACCGUAUUAACUAUUGUAGUAGAUUAUUAGAAUCCAAUUAAUGAUUCAGUUAACAUAUAUCUGGUCCAAUUCAUUAUGUCGAUUCAUUAAUAAAAUGUCUUUAAUGUAGUGCUUUUAUUGUUGAAAUAAACAAAAUUGGGGAAAUUAGA
Molecule: messenger RNA, 3201 nt
Organism: Propithecus coquereli (Coquerel's sifaka)
Lineage: Eukaryota; Metazoa; Chordata; Mammalia; Primates; Indriidae
Gene: NPY2R
Product: neuropeptide Y receptor Y2
Exons: 1
Coding region: 70-1218 (382 amino acids)
Biological process (GO): G protein-coupled receptor signaling pathway
Cellular component (GO): membrane
Molecular function (GO): neuropeptide Y receptor activity
Source: RefSeq, a predicted model, not a curated record